AUGGCGCGCUCCCUCCUGCUGCUGCUGCUGCUGCUGUGGACGUGGUCCCGCUACUCGGCGUCCAUGCAAGUCCGCCAAGAGUUCCAAGUGCUGGAGGAGCAGCCCGUGGGCACCUACGUGGGCCAGAUAGAGACCAGAGCCAGCUUCACGUACCGCUUCAGCGAGAAGCACAAGCUUUUUGCCAUCAACUCCAGCACGGGGGUCAUCGCCACCUCCUCCCUGGUGGACCGGGAGCUGCUGCAGAGCGAUGUCAUCAACGUGGUGGUGCUGUCCAGCCAGCCCACCUACCCCACGGAGGUCAGGAUUGUCGUUUUGGAUAUCAACGACAAUGCGCCGGUGUUCCCGGACGCCUCCAUCGUGGUGUCCUUCAAGGAGGACGCCAGCAGCGGGCGACAAGUCAUCCUGGACACGGCCACUGACGCCGACAUCGGAAGCAACGGGGUGGACCACACCACCUACAGAAUAGUGAAGGGCAACCAGCAGAAGAAAUUCCGCUUGGAUAUUACAGUCAACCCCAGUGGAGAGGGGGCAUUCCUGCACCUGGUGUCCACAGGAGGCUUGGACAGGGAAGUGGCUCCCUUCUACCAGCUCCUGAUUGAAGUGGAAGACAAGGGAGACCCCAAAAAGUUUGGCUACCUGCAGGUGAACGUUACCAUCCAGGACAUCAAUGACAACCCGCCGGUUUUUGAGCAGGAGCAGCAUCAGACCAGCGUGCCGGAGGACGCGGCGGUGGGCUCCAGCAUCCUGCAGGUCACAGCGUCAGAUCAGGAUGAGGGGACUAAUGCCGAGGUCAGGUACUUUCUGGAUGAGGGCACGCCGUUUCAAAUCGACCCCAAAGACGGUACUAUUAUCAUCAAGCAGAGUUUGGAUUAUGAAAGUAAGAGAGAGUACUCCCUGACUAUCCACGCGGUUGACAACGGGGUGCCGUCGCUGUCGGGCAGAAGCGAGGCCACCGUCAAGCUGGUAGAUGUGAACGAUAACGACCCGGUGGUGAAGUUCAGGUAUUUCCCCACCACGUCUAAAUUUGCCUCGGUGGAUGAAAAUGCUCAAAUCGGCACCGUGGUGGCCCUGCUCACCGUGUCCGACUCUGACUCUCCCUCCGCUAACGGCAACAUUUCCGUGUCCAUCCUCGGAGGCAACGAGCAGAGACACUUUGAGGUGCACGCGUCCCCCGUGCCCAAUUUGAGUCUGAUCAAAGUGGCCAGCGUUUUAGACCGGGAGAGGAUUUCCUCGUACAAUCUGACCGUGUCGGUGUCCGACAACGGCAGGCCCGUGGCGCGCUCGUCUUUUGCUAGCCUGGUGAUAUUUGUAAAUGACAUCAACGAUCACCCGCCGAUAUUCCAGGAGGCUCUGUACAGGGUCCGUGUCAGCGAAGACGUCCCUAAGGGCAGCUACAUUAAAGGGGUUUCUGCAACAGAUGGCGACUCUGGGCAGAAUGCCAACCUGCGUUACUCGCUGGUGUCUGGAAACGCUUUGGGCUGGUUUUCCAUCAGCGAGAACAGCGGGCUGGUCACCAGCGCUGCUUUGUUGGACAGGGAGGUAGCGUCCCAAAUUGUGCUGAACAUUAGUGCCAAAGACCAGGGGCUGCAGCCCAAGAUUUCCUACACUAAACUGAUGGUCAGCAUCACUGAUGUCAAUGACCAGGUGCCCACCUUCACGCAGAGCACGUAUCACGUGUCUCUCGUGGAGCACGCUCCCGCCGGCGCCGAGCUUCUGGUGCUCUCCGCGUCAGAUGACGACCUGGGAGAGAACGGAACAAUCCGGUUCUCAUUUGACGCGGAGACGCCAGCCAGCGUCCGGGAGCUGUUCCGCCUGGAUGGCGCGUCGGGGCGAUUAAGCACGGCCGCUGAGCUAGACAGGGAGGAUCAGGCCUCCUACUUGCUCCACAUCCAGGCGGCGGACGCAGGCACGCCUCCUUUGCACUCUCUCGGAAAAGUCAACAUCACCCUAAGGGAUAUCAAUGACAACAGGCCAGUUUUUUACCCCGUGCAGUAUUUUGCUAAUGUGAAAGAGAACGAGCCCCCCGGCACUUACGCCACCACCGUAACCGCCACAGACACCGAUUUGGGUCGCAACGGCACGGUCAAAUACAUAAUCACAGCGGGGGACACGUCCGCAUUCCACAUUAACAGCAAUACGGGCAUAAUUAGCACGCAAGUGUCUCUGGACAGGGAGCUGAAAACCACUUAUCAGCUCCAGGUGACAGCGGCAGAUGGUGGCGGCUUGCGCUCGCACACCCACGCCAUUGUGACCGUAACCGUAAUAGAUACGCAGGAUAACCCCCCCAUCUUCAGCCAGAGAGUGUACAGCUUUGUCAUGUUUGAGAACGUUGGUGUCGGGACAGUAAUAGGGACCGUGUCAGCCUCCACGCUUGAUCUUAACUCUAAUAUCUCCUAUCUGAUCACGUCAGGAGACCAGAGGGGUGUUUUCACGGUAAACGCAGCAGGUCAGAUCACAGCAUGGAGUCAGGUAGACCGGGAAGAGCAGGGCUUUUAUCAUCUGAAGGUUGUGGCCAGAGCCGGGGAGAUCACAGGAGAGGCCUUUGUUAACAUCACAGUGAAGGACUUGAAUGAUAACGCUCCCCACUUCAUUCACUCCGUGGAGCACGUCAGCGCCGUGGAGAACUGGAGAACGGGUCAUGUGAUAUUCCAAGCCAAAGCCUCAGAUCCCGACGAGGGCACCAACGGCGUGGUGGUCUACAGCCUCAAGCAAAACCCCAAAGGCCUCUUUCACGUCCACGAGAAGCACGGCCUCAUCACGCUGACCGGGCCGCUGGAGGUCACCGCCACGUCGUAUGAGAUUGAGGUUUUGGCCUCAGACACGGGGGUCCCCAGGCACACCUCUGCUUUAGUCCUCAUUGUCAGCGUUUACGACGUCAACGACAACUCGCCCGUGUUCGACCAGCUCUCCUACGAGGUCGCCAUCUCCGAGUCGGAGCCCGUCAACAGCCGCUUCUUUAAAGUGGAGGCCACGGACAAAGACUCCGGUCUCAACGGGGAUAUCAUGUAUGACAUCGUCGGCGGCAACACCGGCGACAUCUUUGGUAUUUUUCCGGACGGUCAGUUGUACAUUAAAGCGGACCUGGACCGAGAGCUUCAGGAAAAAUAUAACUUAGUGGUGGUGGCCACAGACCGGGCCGUGGAGCCGCUAAGUGCCAGCGUCAACGUCAGCGUGAUCCUGGAGGACGUCAACGACAACCGCCCGCUCUUUAACAGCACCAAUUAUGUCUUUCACUAUGAGGAGGAGCAGAAGAGGGGCUCGCUGGUGGGCUUCGUUUACGCCGAGGAUAAGGACUUUGGUCCAAACAGUGACGUUAGAUACUCAUUUGAGACUCCGCAGCACAACUUUGAGCUGAACGUCAUCACGGGGGAGUUGAGGAGCACGCUGCGAUUGGACCGCGAGUCGCUCAUGAGACAAAGAGGCGCCGCCGCCUUCAGCUUCGUUGUCGUCUCGUCAGACCAGGGUCUCCCCCGGCCCCUCAGAGACCAGGCCAAAGUGCAAGUUUACAUACAAGACAUCAACGACAACUGGCCCAAGUUCACCAAAGACAUUUACCAGGCCUCCAUCUCUGAGUCCGCUCAGAACAUGACUCAACUCCUGCGCGUCUCCGCCUCUGAUGUAGAUGAGAACCAAAACGGACGGGUUGAUUAUGGCAUUGCUGAAGGCAACGAGGAAGGACAGUUCACCAUCGACAGCGGCUCUGGACAAGUCACUCUGGUGGGAAAGUUGGACUAUGAGUCAACAUCCUCCUAUUCUCUGAAAAUAAUAGCUGUUGAUGCUGGCACCGUGCCCUUGUCCUCCUCGUGCAUACUUAGCAUUAGCAUACUGGACGAGAACGACAACUCCCCGACCUUCCCCAAAUCCUCCAUGUCGGUGGACGUGCUUGAGAACAUGAGGAUAGGCGAGUUGGUGGCGUCCGUGACGGCAUCUGAUGCAGACUCGGGCCAGAACGCCGACAUAACGUACAGCAUCACCGCCACAAACAACCACGGCACGUUCAGCAUCAGCCCCAACACCGGCAGCAUCUUUCUCUUCAAAAAACUGGACUACGAAACGCAGUCCUUGUACAAGCUCAACGUCACGGCGAGGGACAGGGGCAGACCGCAGCGCUCCUCGUCUAUUCCCGUCAUCAUCCACGUGAGGGAUUUUAACGACAACCCCCCCGUAUUCACCCCCGGAGACAUUUUCAAAUCCAUCCCUGAAAAUCUUCCCAUCUCCGCGUCCGUCAUGACCGUCACGGCCCACGACACCGACGCGGACAUCAACGGGCUGCUGGAGUACUCCAUUGUCCAGCAGGUCCCCAGAGGAGGACACUUCAACAUCCACCCGACCUCUGGCCUGGUCUACACCGCCAAGGAGAUCGACAGGGAGUUCUCCAACCUCUUUGAGCUGACGGUGAAAGCCACUGACCAGGCCGUGCCCUUUGAAUCCCGACGUUUUGCCCUGAAGAACGUAACAAUAUGGGUCACUGACCUCAAUGAUAACAUUCCCACUUUUGUAUCCCAGAAUGCCCUUGUGGCCGAACCCAACAUUGUCAUCGGCUCCAUCCUGACGACGGUGCUGGCUUUUGACCCCGACGAGGGGGCAAACGGGGAAGUGGAAUACGAGCUUGUGGAAGGGGACUCGGACACCUUCAUCAUGGACCGCUACAGCGGCGACAUCCGCCUGGCCUCCCAACUGGUGCCGUCCCGCCUGGUCUACACGCUCACAGUGUCGGCCACCGACCACGGCGGCGACCGCAAGACCUCCAGGACGGACAUGACCAUCAUCCUGCCGGGCCUGGACGGUCCCGUGUUCACGCAGCCUAAAUACAUCACCAUCCUCAAAGAGGGCCAGCCGCCUGGCACCAACGUCAUCUCCUUGGACGCCUCCAGCCCGCGGGGGUCCGCCACCAGAUUGGAGUACUACAUCGUCGGGGUGCGCGGCGGCGGGAGAGCCGCGGGGCGACUUUUCACCAUCGGGCGCCACAGCGGAGUGAUCCAGACGGCCGAGGAGCUCGACAGGGAGAAGGGGUCCGAACUCUACCUGCUGGACGUCUACGCCAUCGAGACGGACGCCAGCCAGCCCAGAACGCAGCGUGCCGAGGUGGAGAUCACCCUGCAGGACGUGAAUGACAACCCGCCCAUCUUCUCCAACAACAUCCUGGACGUCAGCAUUGAGGAGAAUGUGGGCGACGGCUUCAAGAUCCUGCAGCUCACAGCCACUGAUGCUGACCAGGGUCCCAACGCCCUGGUGACCUACACCAUCGUCAGCGGCGCCGACGACAGCUUCCGCAUCGACCCGGAGUCCGGAGACCUGAUGGCCACCAAGAAGCUGGACCGGGAACGACGCUCCAAGUACUCGCUGCUGGUGCGAGCCGACGACGGGCAGCAGUGGUCCGACAUGAGGCUGAACAUCACGGUGGAGGACGUCAACGACCACACCCCACACUUCUCACGCCCCACCUACUCCUUCCACAUCCCCGAGGACACGGCCCCAGGCGCCAUCGUGGCGGCCAUCCUGGCCAGCGACUCUGACGCGGGGGUGAACGGCGAGGUCACGUACUCUCUGGAGGAGGACGACGAGGACGGGACCUUCCUGCUGAACCCGGUCACCGGCGUCUUCAACGUGACGCGGCCGCUGGACCACGAGAGCCAGCAGUACUACAUCCUGACGGCCAAGGCGCUGGACGGCGGCGGGCGGGCCAGCACGGUCAGGGUGUACUUCAACGUGCUGGACGUCAACGACAACCCGCCCGCCUUCAACGCCAGCGUCUACAGCGCCUCCGUCACGGAGAGUCUGUCGCCGGGGUCGGCGGUGGUCACCGUGGGGGCCGCCGAUGCUGACCACGGUCCCAACGCACAACUUCUCUACAAGAUAGCGUCUGGCGAUCCCCAGGCCCACUUCCUCGUAUCCAAAGAGGGCGUCCUCCGGACCCGCAAGGCCUUGGACCGAGAGACGCAGUCCUUUUACAACCUGAUGGUCACCGUCAACGACCUGGCUCCGCCCCCGGCGACCCGCUUCACCAGCACCGCCCAGGUGUCGGUCAUCCUCCUGGACGUCAACGACUGCCCGCCGACGUUCACCUCCCAGAAGAGGACGUACGUCCAGGAGAACACGGCGGUGGACACGGUGGUCUUCACGGCGCAGGCCACGGAUGCCGACAGCGGGCCCAACAGCUACGUGGAGUACUCGCUCCGAGGGCCCUUGGGUAACAAGUUCAGCAUCGGUAACAUCGACGGCGACGUCCGGCUGAUGGGAGAACUGGACCGAGAGGAGCUGUCCAACUACACCCUGACUGUGGUGGCGAGCGAUAAAGGCACGCCGCCUCUGUCGUCCACCAUGGACGUCACCAUGCUGGUGCUGGACGUCAACGACAACACGCCGGGCUUCUCGCAGAACAUUUACGACACAGAGAUCCAGGAGGACACCCUGACCGGGACCGACAUCCUCCAGCUGUCUGCCAGCGACGCGGAUGAAGGCACCAACGGACAGAUCCGCUUCUCCGUCUCGGAGGGGAACGCCAACGGAGACUUCAGGGUGGACUCGGUCACGGGGAUGGUCUCGGUGGCCAAGCAGCUGGACCGUGAGGCCCGGGCGUCGUACUCGCUCACCGUCCAAGCUUCGGACCGCGGGAGCAGUCCCAGGGUGGACCGGGCGACAGUCAACAUCGUGGUGCUGGACGUCAAUGACUGCCCGCCCACGUUUGAGCUCUCUCCUUACGCCGUCAACGUCCAGGAGAACCUGGAGGAGCUACCAAGAAGCAUCCUGCAGGUGGUUGCUAGGGACGACGACCAAGGCGCCAACGGUCAGCUCAGCUACAUGCUCAGCGGCGGCAACGAGGACGGCGCCUUCAGCUUGUCGUCCGGCGGUCAGCUGAGUCUGACCCAGACUCUGGACCGCGAGGCCCGAGGGAAAUACGUCCUGCUGAUCACGGCCAGCGACUCUGGUUCUCCUCCUCUGAGCGGGACAGGGAGGGUGACGGUGCUGGUGGACGACAUGAACGACAACAUCCCGCUCUUCUCCUCCUCCUCCUUCCACACCACCAUCGCCGAGGACGCGCCCACCGGCACGGAUGUGAUGCUGGUCAACACUUCUGACGCCGACGUGGGCCUCAACGCGGUCAUCAGCUACAGUUUGAGCGGCGGCCACGGCCAGUUCUCCAUCAACCCAGCGACCGGACAGAUUAUCACCAGCUCCCUGCUGGACCGCGAAGAGCGAGCCAAUUACCAGCUGCUGGUGGUGGCGACAGACGGAGGGCAGCCGCAGGGCUUGUCCAGCUCAGCCACCGUGUCCGUGACGGUGGCCGACAUCAACGACAACCCGCCGCGCUUCCACCACCACCCCUAUGUCACGCACAUACCCGCCUCCACUGCGGCAGGGUCUUUGGUGUUUGCUGUUACCGUCACUGAUGAAGACUCCGGCGCCAACGCCCAGCUGCACUACUCCCUGCUCGGACGCAACUUUGACAAGUUCAAGAUCGACCCCGUGCGAGGUGCCAUCACCGCCAACGACAAGCUGACGGGGACCUCGGAGGUCACCCUCACGGUCCGCGUUAAAGACGGCGGAGCCAACCCUAAAACCGACACGACCACUGUGACCGUACGCUUUGUCAACGGAGGCAACUUUCCCGUCAUCAAGCUGAAGGAGCGCGCCUUCACCUUCCCUGAGAGCCAGCCCACCAACCACCAUGUCACCACCGUGACCGGCUCUUCCAGGAGGGGUGGGCCGCUGUCCUACUACAUCGCCAGCGGCAACCUGGACAACGCCUUUCACAUUGACCAGCUUUCGGGCGAGUUGAUCAUCCGACAUCCGCUGGAUUACGAACACAUCCAGAAAUACGUGCUGUGGAUCGAGGCCAGGGAUCAAGGCUUUCCCCCUUAUUCUUCUUAUGAGCGAGUGGACGUCAGCGUGCUGGACGUCAAUGACAAUCACCCAGUGUUUGACAAGGAUCCCUUCCAUGCUGACAUACUAGAGAACCUGUCCCCGCAGCGGGUUCUCAUGGUCUCUGCCGUGGAUCUCGAUGACGGACCUAACGGGCAACUGGAGUACGCCAUCAUGGAUGGAAACAAGGAGAACAGCUUUAGCAUUAGUCGAGCCACUGGUGAAAUACGAACCAGCAGGCCUCUUGAUCGUGAGAAGGUGGCCCAGUACACUUUGAAAGUCAAAGCCACCGACAGAGGGUUGCCGUCUAAAAACUCAGCUGUCAAAGUGCUGAUAAGUGUGCUUGAUGUAAACGACAAUGCGCCCAGGUUUUCUAAGAUCUUCAGCGCUACUGUGGCUGAGAACGCACCCGUGGGUUAUACUGUCACCAGAGUCACCACCACAGAUGAGGAUGCCGGCGCUAACGCUAUUAGUCGCUACUCGAUCACAGACACCGGCCUUCCGUUCAGCAUCAACGCAAACACAGGUGACAUAACGAUCAGUAGGCCCCUCAACCGGGAGGACACCAACCAUUACAUCAUCAAAGUGUCCGCCCAUGACUCCGGUUGGACAGUUAGCACAGAUGUCACAAUAUUCAUAACAGAUAUCAACGACAAUGCCCCGAGGUUUAGUCGCCCGUCGUACUACCUGGACUACCCUGAGCUGACAGAAGUGGGCUCCGUGGUCACACGGGUGUCAGCCACUGAUCCUGACGAGGGCUUUAAUGGCAAAAUAUUCUACUUUAUUCGCUCUCAGUCUGAGUACUUCAGAAUUAACGCCAGUUCAGGAGAAAUAUUUGUGAAGCAGCAGUUGAGGUAUCAGAAUUCGACAGGUGCUAGUAGCCUGAACAUCAACCGCCACAGUUUCAUUGUCACAGCCUCAGACCGAGGGCUCAAGCCUUUGAUGAGUGAGACAACAGUCAUUGUGAACAUUGUAGACAGUAACGAUAAUCCACCAGAGUUCGAUUUCCCGAGCUACUUUACUCCCGUCACAAAAAGUGUCAAGGUUGGUACCAGACUGGUAAGGGUCGUAGCUCACGACAAAAAAGACUUUGGCCUCAACUCUGAGGUUGAGUACUUGGUUACAGGAGGUAAUAGCUCGAGUAAAUUUAAAUUGGAUAAAAUGAGCGGGUGGAUAAGUGUUGCGUCGCCUCUCACGUCUGACGUAAAUAAGCUUUUCCUUAUGGUUAUCACAGCCAGCGACAAAGGAAACCCACCUUUGUCAGCAGAAACUGCAGUGCGAAUUGCAGUGACUGAGGAAAACCACCACACGCCUGAGUUCUCACAAAGCCAAAUCUCAGCAACAGUGCCUGAAAGCCUUGUUGUGGGGACAGCGAUAAGGACUCUAUCAGCCAGAGACAAGGAUAAAGAUAUGAACGGCCUCAUCAAGUACAAUAUCACAUCAGGCAACCACAAGGGGCUGUUUGCACUUAAUAACAAAACUGGCGUGUUAUUGCUAGCUCAGCCUUUGGAUUUCGAGGCGCAGCAACAACACGAGCUUAGAGUUUCUGCCACCGACGGUGGUUGGAUUGCAAAAAGCAGCUAUGUCACUGUCAUAAUCCAUGUGACUGAUGUGAACGACAACCCUCCGAUGUUUAAUCCAGAUGAGUACUUCCCCAUCGUUCAGGAGAACGUUCCGAGUGGCACCACUGUGGUCAAAAUGAACGCCACUGACGAGGAUUCAGGCGUUAACGCAGUCAUGGCCUACGUAAUACAAUCAUCAGACAGUGACCUCUUUGUUAUUGAUCCCAACACGGGGAUCAUUACCACACAGGGAUUCUUGGACUAUGAGGCUAAGCAGGUCUACCAUCUCACAGUUAAGGCUUUUAACGUUCCAGACGAGGAGCGCUGCAGCUUUGCCAACGUCAACAUCCAGCUAAAGGGAGCCAACGAAUACGUGCCCCGCUUUGUCUCCAAAGAAUACUAUUUUGAAAUAUCCGAAGCUGCUCCAAAGGGCACAGUGGUCGGAGAAGUUUUUGCCAGUGAUCGUGACCAAGGUGAGGAUGGAGUGGUUUACUACCUCAUUUUUGGGAAAAGCAGGAAGAAAGGCUUUGGGAUUAACAAGAAAACUGGCCAAAUUUAUGUCACGGGUGUGCUGGACCGUGAGAAGGAGGAGAAGAUUUCACUUAAAGUGUUGGCCAAAAAUGCUGGCGCAAUUCUCGGGGCGGAUAUCGAUGAGGUUUAUGUCAACAUCACAAUCCUCGAUGCCAACGAUCCUCCUGUCUUUUCCCAGGAGCUGUACGACGUACAGGUUAGUGAAGGUCUCUCACCAGGUGGUCUGGUUACCUUUGUGAGUGCCGAGGACUCAGACUCCGUACCAAGCUGGAGCAGAUUCUCAUACUCUGUUGCACCAGACUUUGAUAACAAGGUUUUCACAAUGAAUCCAAAGACUGGCCAAGUGUCUGUCGCAGCAGUGCUGGACAGAGAAACAACUCCUGUGUAUAAUCUGACACUGCUGGCUGUGGAUACUGGCACACCUCCUUCUACUGGAAGCGCCACACUGAUUGUGAACCUGGAAGAUAUCAAUGAUAACGGUCCAAGCUUGACAACCACGUAUGCUGAGGUGAUGGAGAACCAGAAAUCUGGCACAGCUGUCACUAUAUUAACAGCUUCCGAUCCAGAUUUACCGCCCAAUCAAGGACCUUACAUAUACAGCCUCCUCAGUUCUGGCUCUGCCAACAGUUAUUUCCACCUAAGUCCAGCUGGAGCGCUAACCACAAGUCGGGAGAUUGACAGAGAACAGAUUAGUGACUUCUAUCUCUCCGUCGUGAUCAAGGACUCUGGUGUACCUCAAAUGUCCUCCACAGGAACCAUUCACGUCAAAAUAAAUGACCAGAAUGACAACCCCUCAGAGCCGAGGUCAGUGGAAAUCUUUGUUCACUAUUUCGGAAAUAUAUUUUCUGGCGGUUCUUUGGGAAAUGUAAAACCCCAAGACCCUGACAUUCAAGAUAGGUUCCACUGUUCGCUAAUUCCAGCUUCCUCUGCUCUCUUUAACAUUCCUACUGGAACUUGUAAACUUAACUCAAAAGCCCGUUCGACAGAUGGAAACUUUGAAUUAACUAUACGAAGCAGUGACGGCGUCCACGGUCCAGUCAGCAAUACAGCCAGAGUCCUCUUCAUGGGCUUCACAAAUGCCACAGUAGAUAACAGCAUUCUGAUCCGUCUCCAAUCUCACGGCGUCAAAAACUUCCUCACCGACCACUACCUCAGCUUCUUACGCAUUUCCAACUCACAGCUGGCAGGACUCGGCACCGGAGUCCUGCUUUACGGCGUGUUUGAGCUCAACAACCAGACUUUCGUGACGGCAGCUAUUAAACGGGGCCACGGGCAGUACGUGAACCCCAGUGGUGUAGCCACCUUCUUUCAAAGCAUUAAAGACAUUUUGAAUAGACAGAGUGGAGUGCUAAUAGAUGCCGUGGACCACGAUCCCUGCACGCAUAACCCGUGCCAGAACGGGGGCAGCUGCAAGAGGCAUCUCACAGUUGGACCCGAUAUGAAGACAGAAGAAAGUGCCCCUGUAAUCCUUGUCGCCAACCACCCCUUCCAGCCGUACGCUUGCAGCUGCAGGCCAGGGUACGCCGGAGCUGUGUGUGAGACCGACAUCGACGAGUGCCAGCCGUCCCCUUGCCACAAUGGCGGCACCUGCCACAACCUGGUGGGGGGCUUCUCCUGCACCUGUCCUGAUGGUUUCACCGGCAUGGCCUGCGAGAGGGACAUCAACGAAUGCCAUUCCAAUCCUUGCAAGAACGGGGCGCUGUGCCAGAACUUCCCUGGCGGCUUCAACUGCCUCUGCAAAUCCGGAUUUGCAGGCAAAACAUGUGAUUCCAUCAUCAAUCACUGUGAGUGUAACCCAUGUUUUAAUGGCGGGUCCUGUCAGAACCGGGUGGACGGAUAUUACUGUCAUUGCCCAUUUGGGGUCUUCGGCAAACAUUGCGAACUGAACAGCUAUGGCUUCGAGGAGCUCUCCUACAUGGAGUUCCCAUCCCUGGACCCCAACAACAACUACAUCUACGUCAAGUUCGCCACCCUGAACAACAACGCCUUGCUCAUGUACAACCACGACAACCAGACCGGAGACAAGGCGGAGUUUUUGGCCCUGGAGAUCUUCGAGGGACGGAUGCGCUUCUCCUUCAACUUGGGAAGUGGAACGUACACAUUGAUGACUAUGAUUAAAGUGUCGGACGGCCAUUUCCACACGGUCAUCGCCAGGAGAGCCGGCAUGGCGGCGUCGCUGACGGUGGAUUUGUGUGGAGACAACCAGGAGGCAGGCUACUGUGCCGUCAGCAACGUGGCCGUGCACACCGACUGGAUUCUGGACGUGCAGCCCAACGGUCUGUGGGUGGGCGGCGUGGGGUCCUUGGAGUCCAUCCUCCAUGGACGCGGUCAGGUGGUCUCCCACGACUUUGUGGGCUGCAUCAUGGAGCUGGCCGUCAAUGGCCGCCCGCUGGAGCCCAGUCAGGCGCUGGCAUCGCGUGGCAUCCUUGACAGAUGUCCCAGGCUGGAGGGGGCGUGCACGGCCAGCCCCUGCAGACACGGGGGCACCUGUGUGGACCGCUGGUCGUGGCAGCAGUGCCAGUGUGUGGACGGCUUCACGGGAAAAUACUGCGAGAAAUACAUGACGGCGGACACGGCCUUGUCGCUGGACGGCAGCGGGCGCCUGGACUACUCCCUCAAGCAAGGCCCCAAGCGAGACGCCCUGCUGAGCCGCUGGCUGCAGGACUCUGACUCUGACCUGGUUAGUCCUGCACGUCUGGAGGUGAAGUUCAGGACUCGUGCAAAGAGCGGAACUCUGCUGCACGUCCAGGAGGGAAGCAACUACACCACCGUCAAGCUGAGGAAGGGCAACAUCCACUACGUGUCUGAGGCGGGUGCAGCUGGGAAGGUGGAGCGCAGCGUGGCUGAGGUGGUGAUGUCAGACGGUCGGUGGCACGUCUUGCUGCUCAUCAGGAACUCCUCCAACACUCUGCUCCUUCUGCUGGACCACACCCACUCUCGCCUCGUACACCACCACACUCACGACUUUGGAGGCCUCCACGUCACCACCUUGUCCCUGGGGGGGGUCCCGGGUGGAGCCGCUGCAGGUUUUGACGGCUGCUUGGCCUUCGUGAAAUACAACAACCACAACCUGCCUUUUGCCGGAGAACACAAUCUUGUCACCUUGACGCGGACCAGUCCGUCGGUCAAGAUGGGCUGCAGGGGUCCUGACCUGUGCGGGAGCGGCCCCUGCUGGGACGGCCUGAUGUGCAUCAACCAGUGGUACGCUUACCAGUGUGUGCCGCCAGGCGACUGCGCCUCCAACCCCUGUCAGAACCACGGGAGCUGCGUGCCCGAGCCCCAUUCCGGUUACUCCUGCGCCUGCUCCGAGUUCUACACCGGCAAGACCUGCGAGACCCUGGUGGCGUGCCUGGGUGUGCAGUGCCCACAAGGAACCACCUGCAAGACGGCCAACAACGGCGGCUUCAUCUGCAGUCCGAACCCCGUGACGGAGGCCAUGGUUCUGCCUAUUUGGGCGGUGCCCGCCAUCGUGGGGAGCUGUACCACCGUGCUGGCCUUGGUGGUGCUCGGUCUGAUCCUGUGCAACCACUGCAAAGGCCGCAACAAGACCAAAGUGCCAAAGGAGCCCAAGGAGAAGAAACCCAAGGAGAAGAAGAAAAAGAAGAAGAAAGGCAGCGAAAAUGUGGCCUUCGAUGACCCAGACAACAUCCCGCCUUACGGAGAUGACAUGACGGUGCGGAAGCAACCGGAAGGGAAUCCAAAGCCGGACAUCAUCGAGAGGGAGAACCCUUACCUGAUCUACGAUGAAUCCGACAUCCCUCACAACAACGAGGCCAUCCCCAGUGCCCCCUGCGCCCCCUGCAGUGGUCAGGAGGCGGACAUGGAGCACUACGACAUCGACAACGCCAGCAGCAUCGCUCCGUCUGAUGCCGACAUCAUUCAGCACUACAAGCAGUUCCGCAGCCACACGCCCAAGUUCUCCAUCCAGAGACACAGCCCGCUGGGUUUUGCCCGGCAGUCGCCCUUGCCCAUGGGCGCCACCAGCUACACCUACCAGCCGCAGUACCAACAAGCACUUAGAUCCACCCCCCUAAGCCACUCCCACUCGGCUUGCCCCACCCCUAACCCUCUUUCCAGGCACUCGCCGGCCCCCUUCGCCAAGCCCUCCUCCUUUUACAGAAACACUCCCACCAGGGAGCUCAACCUGGCCCGCCGCGAGGGCAGCCCCAACGACAUGUGCCAGCCACCGCCCAUGUUCAACUACGCCACCCGGCUGGGCAGGCGCAGUAAGAGCCCGCAGACCAUGGCCGGCCACGUGUCCCGCCCCGGCAGUCGGCUGAAGCAGCCCGUGGAGCAGAUCCCCUUGGAGACGGGACCCCCCGUGGGGCUCUCCAUCGAGGAGGUGGAGCGGCUCAACAACCCGCGCCCUCGCAACCCCAGCAUCUGCAGCGCCGACCACGGCCGCUCCAGCUCGGAAGAGGACUGCCGCCGGCCGCUCUCGCGCGUCCGCAACCCAGCCGACGGCAUCCCCGCGCCGGAGUCGUCCUCGGAGAGCGACUCGCACGACUCCUUCACCUGCUCCGAGAUGGAGUACGACCGAGACAAGCCCGUCUCUUACGGCUCCCGCGUGCCCAAGCUGUCGCAAGUCAACGAGUCGGACGCGGACGACGAGGAUUACGGCGGCAGACUCAAGCAGAGGCGCUACUCCAGCCGGCGGGCGGAGGGGAGUCCCGGCGUGGCCCAAUUCCCCCCCGGCGAGCAGCACAACACCCUGCCUCACAAAGUAGGUCCUCCGGGCGGGGGCUUCAACUGGGACAACCUUCUAAGCUGGGGUCCCGGGUUCGGACAUUACGUGGACGUGUUCAAGGACUUGGCCAUGCUGCCUGAGGACGCGUCGGCCAGAGACAUUGAGAUGAAAAGUGGCGAUGGCUCCGUCACUAUUCUCAACGAAGGAGAAGCCGAACAAUACGUGUGAGGAUAUUUAUUUGGAUGGACCUUCUGAGACGACUUGAAUGCAGUAAGGCGGCGCGGUGCCUUCCUUCCUUCCUUGCGACAGCUCCUCGCCAGCCUUUGGAAAGCAACAUGGCCGCUGCCUCCGUGCUGAUGAAUUGGUGGCCUGCUCCAAGAGCGAGGAUGGAGCACGCCUGCCUUACGGACAUUUGAGGAUGGCAGCACGGUCAACUUUGGUCACGUGACUUCCUUUCUUCACAGGCAGCGUGAAGGACCAGAGGACAAAAGAGAGACUGAAGGUGUGUAAAUUGUUGUUGAAGGCAUCGUUUGUCAUCAACGUCCUGCCUGGUCCAGCGACUUCCUUUUUUCUACUUUUAUUAACUUAAAACUACUUAAGCUGUCUUUUUACUCUUAUUUUCACAAGCCGAGAAGCAAAAGUGUUCUUACUUUCGGGGAAAGUGAAGGUUUAAAAAGCCUCUUUUGUGACAUCUCUUACGUGCGUCGUGUAACGUCCCCAUUUUACACUUUUUAUAAAACUAUAACAUGUUGUAUGCUUUCUACCUGGAAAAGACAAUUACAGAAUAAAAAUAUUUAUUUAAA
Messenger RNA from Nerophis lumbriciformis (worm pipefish), 15446 nucleotides. RefSeq names its product FAT atypical cadherin 4 (gene fat4). Gene Ontology annotation, biological process: homophilic cell-cell adhesion. Gene Ontology annotation, molecular function: calcium ion binding. Lineage: Eukaryota; Metazoa; Chordata; Actinopteri; Syngnathiformes; Syngnathidae. The record is from RefSeq and is a predicted model, not a curated record. Gene Ontology annotation, cellular component: plasma membrane.